Messenger RNA from Acanthisitta chloris (rifleman), 1005 nucleotides. RefSeq names its product rhodopsin (gene RHO). Gene Ontology annotation, molecular function: G protein-coupled receptor activity. The annotation marks the transcript as partial. Gene Ontology annotation, cellular component: photoreceptor outer segment; membrane. The record is from RefSeq and is a predicted model, not a curated record. The transcript has 6 exons. Lineage: Eukaryota; Metazoa; Chordata; Aves; Passeriformes; Acanthisittidae. Gene Ontology annotation, biological process: G protein-coupled receptor signaling pathway; phototransduction; visual perception.
AUGAAUGGGACAGAAGGCCAAGACUUCUACGUGCCCAUGUCCAACAAGACCGGGGUGGUGCGGAGCCCCUUCGAGUACCCCCAGUACUACCCGGCUCAGCCCUGGAAGUUCUCAGCACUGGCUGGCCACCAGCUCCGGACAACUCUAAACUACAUCCUGCUGACCCUGGCGGUCGCCAACCUCUUCAUGGUCUGUGGAGGCUUCACCACCACCAUGUACACCUCGAUGAAUGGGUACUUUGUCUUUGGAGUAACAGGCUGCUACCUCGAAGGCUUCUUUGCCACACUGGGCGGUGAAAUUGCUCUGUGGUCUCUGGUGGUCCUGGCUAUCGAAAGAUACGUAGUGAUCUGCAAGCCCAUGAGCAACUUCCGCUUCGGGGAGAACCACGCGUUCCUGGGCGUUGCCUUCACCUGGAUCAUGGCCCUGGCGUGUGCGGCUCCGCCGCUCUUCGGCUGGUCCAGGUACAUCCCCGAGGGCAUGCAGUGCUCGUGUGGGAUCGACUACUACACUCUGAAGCCAGAGAUUAACAACGAAUCUUUCGUCAUCUACAUGUUCGUUGUUCAUUUCAUGACUCCUCUGACGAUCGUGUUCUUCUGCUAUGGGAACCUGGUUUGCACUGUCAAGGAGGCUGCUGCCCAGCAGCAGGAGUCUGCCACCACCCAGAAGGCAGAGAAAGAAGUGACCCGCAUGGUCAUCAUCAUGGUCAUCGCCUUCCUGAUCUGCUGGGUCCCCUACGCCAGUGUCGCGUUCUACAUCUUCACCAACCAGGGGUCAGACUUCGGGCCCAUCUUCAUGACCAUCCCAGCCUUCUUCGCCAAGAGCUCUGCCAUCUACAACCCUGUGAUCUACAUCGUAAUGAACAAACAGUUCCGUAACUGCAUGAUCACAACCCUCUGCUGCGGCAAGAACCCCCUGGGCGAUGAGGACACGUCUGCUGGAAAGACAGAGACCACCACCGUCUCCACCAGCCAGGUCUCUCCUGCAUAGGCCCCACCAGUCCCUGGG